AUGCAUAAAUCCUUAGUUUCACCAGUUGAGUCUUUGGAAGGUCGGAAAAGGGACCAUCGGCUACGCAUACUCUAUUUUGGAGUGGUAGUGUGAUAGAUGCAGUGUCUUGUAGUUGCCUGUGCCUCUCCAGGGUCUUGUCACGCCACCACCUACAUUUUAGAGCGAACUCAGCUCGUUCCUGGCGUUGCAUUGCGAUUAAGAUAUGUCGAUCCUGGACCACCUACACGUGCUGUCACGGCCUAUUUUCAGUGCUGCUGCUGCUGCUGACGAUGGGGUAAAGAAUUCCAAUCAAAUCCAGUAACCGAACCGUCCCUGCUCAG
Messenger RNA from Aspergillus aculeatinus CBS 121060, 320 nucleotides. RefSeq lists its product as uncharacterized. The transcript has a single exon. The coding region runs from base 97 to 267 and encodes 56 amino acids. The record is from RefSeq and is a predicted model, not a curated record. Lineage: Eukaryota; Fungi; Ascomycota; Eurotiomycetes; Eurotiales; Aspergillaceae.